CAGCGGGACAACAAGUGUCAUCAUUACCAUCCCAGAAGUUGUGCUGUCUGUUUGGUACCUCGAGCUGCUGCUGGAGGAUCAACGUGCAGCCAUUGAGAAGAGCAAGGAUACUCCGGGACUCACUCACUCAGCCGAGCCGAACCUUCACCGGACCCGGCCGAACCCCCGAACCCUACCCCGAUUUUGAGUCCUGAUCUCAGUGCACCUUCUCCUCUGAACGCAGCUGUCCUCCACUCUUCUUCUUCCUCGGGAGCAGACAUGCCUCCGGCCCCCGUGGUGUACACCCCUCCUGAAGGUGGCUGGGGCUGGGCAGUGGUGGUGGGGGCCUUCAUCUCCAUCGGCUUCUCCUACGCCUUCCCCAAAUCCAUCACUGUGUUCUUCAAAGAGAUAGAGGUCAUCUUCGAUGCCACACCCAGUCAGGUGUCCUGGAUCUCCUCCAUCAUGCUGGCUGUCAUGUAUGCUGGAGGUCCAAUCAGCAGCAUCCUUGUGAACAAAUAUGGCAGUCGACCAAUCAUCUUACUGGGCGGCUGUCUGGCCGGGACGGGACUGGUCAUGGCGUCCUUCUGCAACACUGUGCCGCAGCUCUACUUCUGCAUAGGAGUAGUGGGAGGUUUGGGACUGGCUUUCAAUCUGAAUCCAGCCCUCACUAUGAUCGGUAAAUACUUCUACAAGCGCCGCCCCAUCGCCAACGGCAUCGCUAUGGCAGGCAGCCCCGUGUUUCUGUCCACCCUGGCUCCUCUCAACACCUGGCUGUACGAUGAGUUUGGGUGGAGAGGUAGCUUCCUCAUCCUGGGAGGGCUUCUGCUCAACUGCUGCGUGGCCGGCUCCCUCAUGCGGCCCCUCGCCCCCACACCUCAGCCAGCGAAUCCCAACUUGGAGGCAUGCGAGGUCAAGGCGGUGGAAUCGGUACAGCCACAGGCGAAGAAGACCGUCCUGCAGACCAUCAACUCCUAUAUUGACCUGACGCUGUUCAAACACCGCGGCUUCCUGCUCUACCUGAUGGGAAACGUCGUCAUGUUCUUCGGCCUCUUUGCGCCGCUCGUCUUCCUCUCAAAUUAUGCCAAGAGUAAGGACAUCAGCAAAGAAAAAGCAGCCUUCCUGCUGUCAGUACUGGCAUUGGUGGAUAUGUUUGCCCGGCCCUCCAUGGGCAUGCUGGCCAACACAAAGUGGAUCCGACCCAGGAUACAGUACUUCUUCGCCGCUGCCGUCCUUUACAACGGCGUGUGUCACGUGCUGGCGCCGCUGUCAGUGGACUACACUGGAUUCGUGGUGUACGCCAUCUUCUUUGGUUUUGCUUUUGGCUGGCUGAGUUCGGUGUUGUUUGAGACGCUGAUGGACCUGGUGGGAGCUCCGAGGUUCUCCUCUGCCGUGGGUCUGGUCACGAUAGUGGAGUGUGGGCCGGUGCUGUUGGGACCACCGCUAACAGGUAGUUUCUAUAACUACUACAACCACUAUGACUACACCUACAUCUCCUCUGGCAUCAUCCUCAUCGUCUCAAGUGUGAUCCUCUUCGUGGGAAUGAGCAUCAAUUACCGCCUGCUGGCGCAAGAGAAGAAAGCGGAGGAGAAAAGAGAAAGGGAGGAGCCCAAGGAGGAGUGCGCCGCCAUGUUGUCGCCUUCCCCUCCGUCAAAAUCAGACGAGGAGGCGGAGAACAAUGUCCUAGAGGCCGUCGCUCUAGAGGACGUCGCCAAGAUGGACGAGGACACAGUGUAGAAUUCUUUUUUCUUUUCUUUUUUUUAACAGACUCGAGAAGGACGCACACACUUCACAGAAACACACACGAGAGUUACAGCAACCACACGAGAGAAAACCCUGAAGCCAUAGAAACGUACUUUUAUCGUUAAAAACAGAGACCUGCUGCUGUGACGUGAAGCUUAGCUGCUCGUCAAGGAGCUUUUCGCCGCGUUGAGACCUCUGAUUUUUGGUAUUUGACGUGCCUUUGGUGUCCUCGCAGAGCACACACACCACCUAUAUAUUAUGUAAACGCCAGAUAGACGCACAACAGACAGAAUGACUGUAAGAUAAGAAUCUAGUAAACUAAUGAGGACUUUACUCUCAGGGUCUCGAGCUGCCAUAAAGGUUCAGAACCUCACACACUCACAGAAACACACACACUGGACCUCGAGCUCAGAGUCGAACAAUACUUUCUGUUUCUGGUACAGUACUUAGAAAAGUACCAAGACACGACAUACUUGCAUUGCUUCACUCCUGAAGGGCUGGACACAUUCAUAUUUGUGUAGCUGCAGUGAAUCUGUUCACAUGUUAGUUCACUGUAACAUUUCCAGGUGUUUAUGUUGAUUUAUGCGCCGCAAAAGAACAACUUGGGAACAAGAAAUUUGGAAGUUCACCACCACAGGGAGUAGUAACAUGUUUAACUCUUAUUAGAGGACAUAGAGUGUAACUGCUUAAAAAAUACAAAGACAAAGGAGAGAAAGGAAGUAUAGGUCCAAUGUUAGAGGUCUAGAGUGUCACAAUGCUAGCAGUGUAGGAGGCACUGUUCUGGCGUGCUUGCACAUAAAUGUGUGUGUAGUUUUGUGUCAUACACCCUCCAACCGUAGCAGCUCAUCAUGCGUAUUGAUAAAGACACACUUGAACAAAAGCGCUCACACGGUUACGCCCCACAGAUUUACCUGCUGAGUAACCAGCACGCGCAGUAUUAAAUGACACAGCACGCUGUUUUUUGGGGUGGAUAAGAGGCUGUGAUUGUACCAGAUCGAAGGGUGUACUGGGUGUGUGGAUG
Molecule: messenger RNA, 2740 nt
Organism: Cottoperca gobio
Lineage: Eukaryota; Metazoa; Chordata; Actinopteri; Perciformes; Bovichtidae
Product: monocarboxylate transporter 1-like
Exons: 6
Coding region: 259-1713 (484 amino acids)
Biological process (GO): plasma membrane lactate transport
Cellular component (GO): basolateral plasma membrane
Molecular function (GO): lactate:proton symporter activity
Source: RefSeq, a predicted model, not a curated record